UGAACUGCUGUGCUCUUCCAGCACCACUAAUUCAGAAUCUGGUUUCCAGCAUCUGCAGUCAUUGUUUUUACUCAAUCACAAAGAGACCAGUUCUUCUUCAACCUCUGACGCAGAAACCAGUGAUCCCUAAGGUAGUGUAACAGCAAGAUUUUCUCCUGCACUCUCCACCAACUCAGAGACUUUCAACUCAUAGGUUCACUUCCUGGAUUAAAUGGAAGAGCACAUUCCAGUGUAUGUAUGAUUGACAUAUCUCCACAGCUGCUUCGAAGACGAAAUGUUCUGGGUCACUGGCACACAAAGAACUGCCAGAGCCUGGGCAUCUACUCAUUCCCAGGCAGAAGAUGACCCAACGGUGUCAGCCAUUAAUGACUUUGUUCGAAUCCACAGUUGGUCCCAGGAGUAGCAAGUAGGCUUGUCAGAGACACUAGGCAGACUGGAAUGAAGAUUGGAGGCAUCCACUAACUUUAUCAGUAUUGUGCUGGUUAUGGCGUGUGUCUGUCUGUCUCCAUAUGAUCAUCGAGAUCCAGGUCCAGCUAAAUGCUCAGGGGCUGUUGAAAAUGCACGCAGACCUGCAUACCAUUAUUCUAGCCAUCAGUGCUCAGCAAGGCAAGUUUGGGAUGAAGGACCUUGCCCUCACUCUAGGUUUCCCUUUCUGUCAAACAGAUAUAGUGGUGCUAACAGGCACCCAGAGCAUGAAUCGCACAAACAUACAGAGGCCCCCUCAGAAGGUCUCCUCCCAAGGUCACCCAGGGGUGCCUGACCCGUCCACCUCCACCCUGCCUAUGACCCCAAAUCUGUGGAAGUUGCAACCAAGAAGGGUGAGCCUACAUGUGAGCAGAACACUGUUAGUAUGUUUGGACCUCCAACCACAUACGGCCCAAAUCUUCUGGCCAACAGACUUCAGCACAGAGCAUGCUCAUUCGACCACAUGUGCAGACACUGAAAUCGAGACAAAGUGUGACAGCAUGAAAAUAAGACACUCUGAAGGUGACACUUCAUUGUCCAGAUCUCACCUCCUUGACCUUCCCAAACUCUUCUGCUCAGCAUUUUGCCAAUGGAGGGAGUCUCUGAUUCAGUUGAAGUGGUGGAAGGUUUUUUGGGAGCAUCUCAAUGGAGUGAAAAAUGAAUUGGCGAAGGUGAAACUGAGGAAGUCACAACUUUGCUUGCAAGUACAGAGAAAACUUUUGUUUCACUUGACCCCAGUGAGCAAAGGCAGAUUUACCAUGUCACACAUUUUCAGUCUUCAGAUUUGAAGUAGGCUAGCAGGAAAACCUCCCGUAAUUUGCCUGGUGAGGCCAAAUAUAAAUUGCAGCAGGGCCUUAAUUACAUAAGCACUAACUGCCGACUUGGAACCAGGCAGGUCGGGUCAAAACGAAACCCUAACAUUGCAGCCAGAUGAGAACUCAAGAGAAGUUUUUGUUCAUUUUCAAUUUUGGGGAAAGGUAGUUUCAAUGCAGCAACUGAAACUGUUAAAUUAAAAAAAAACUUUGCAUCAUUUCAAUAUUCCACAGUAUAAUAUUGGCAUGUUUUUUGUGUUCAUUUUCUUGUUCAAUUGUUUUAACGUUUUAGCUACAGAAUGUUGUACUGAGCCAUUUUCUGCCUAAUUGUAGCUGCUUCUUAAAAGAGGAUGUUCAAGAAUGAAUGAAAAAAUGUACAUCAAUUAACAAAGUUACAGAAAUUUAAUAUAAUAAAAUAAAUAUUUCAUUUAAUGUAUUUUCCAGAUAACCAUAAAAAAAGAGUAGUUUUAAUUCAAAUUAUUUUCAACUAAUGUACAAUG
Messenger RNA from Chiloscyllium plagiosum (whitespotted bambooshark), 1777 nucleotides. The record is from RefSeq and is a predicted model, not a curated record. NCBI's taxonomy places the organism in Eukaryota, Metazoa, Chordata, Chondrichthyes, Orectolobiformes, Hemiscylliidae.